Molecule: messenger RNA, 779 nt
Organism: Ruditapes philippinarum (Manila clam)
Lineage: Eukaryota; Metazoa; Mollusca; Bivalvia; Venerida; Veneridae
Exons: 3
Coding region: 1-591 (196 amino acids)
Source: RefSeq, a predicted model, not a curated record
AUGGCUCUCAGAAUAGAGCGGAUAUUUACAGUGAUAGCUGCCUGUCUUUUAACUACUAUUAAUGGAGAUGAAAUUUGGUGUUAUACCACGGACUCGGAAAUAAGAUGGGACUAUUGUGUCAGUCAUUGGGAUAUCUGCUUAAAGCCUAUUAUCUAUGGAGGCAAAUGUCAAACGUUGCCGGAGAACAAAAAUUCAACACACUGCCCAAACGACACGUCUUUCUACUGGUGCAGCCCAUACCUCGCUCUUACAAGUAUCUUGUAUGAUUUGGAAUGCGAAACAUAUGAAUGCUGUCCGGCUUAUCUUCCGACAACUCACCAAUCUCUGUCAACAUGGUCAAGCACGGAUUCUCCUGAACAUAAUGAAAAAACAGAAGCAUGCUGUCCACCUGCAGGUUUGGAAUCAUUGGUAAAAGCACAGACAUCCCUUUCUGGCCAAGUUGAAGGGUCUUCAAUAGCUCCCAAUACCUCUGCAGAAAUCGCAACACCGUCUUCAAGUUGCAAUCGUUGGACUUGUAACUUGUAUUUUGUUCAUUUUGUACUAUUUAUGGCGGUAUUUUUCGCAACUACAUGCACAAAAGAUUAUUUAUGAGCAUCUUCUGUCGGCGCAAAAGUAUGAACAAUUGACCCUUUCUAACAAUGUCUUUUGAGUGGUGCAGUGUCUUUUUUCUUUCACAUAAUGUCCUGUUGUUUAGUAUAUUGAUGUUUUGUUAUCAAUUGUUGUUAGGAAUAUUGUUCUGUAGCUGCUGACAGUAUUGUUGGCAAAACAUUAUCAUCAAA